This is a messenger RNA of Penicillium alfredii, 1872 nucleotides long. Its product is annotated as ABC1 kinase family protein. The coding region runs from base 1 to 1872 and encodes 623 amino acids. NCBI's taxonomy places the organism in Eukaryota, Fungi, Ascomycota, Eurotiomycetes, Eurotiales, Aspergillaceae. Gene Ontology annotation, cellular component: mitochondrial inner membrane. The record is from RefSeq and is a predicted model, not a curated record. Gene Ontology annotation, biological process: lipid homeostasis; mitochondrion organization. The transcript is spliced from 4 exons.
AUGAGCGCAGCGUUUCGCGUGCCGUUGCGGGCAUUCAAAUUGGAUCCCGCUACGGUGAUCGGACCAACCCCAACAGUCUCGGCCGUCGCGUCCUCAUAUCGUCUGGUCUCCAAAUCGCUGUAUUCCUCUUUGCCGAGCUCUCGUGCUCUUGUAUCUUCGCGUGCAGUGCGACAAUGCCACCCGACCUUGUUCGCCGCUCGGAGACAUUGCUAUUCGACGAGGAGCUCGCCCCUCUUGGCUGCGAAGGCUCAGGGCCAGCAGGAUAACGGGCAGGCACAAUCCAAUUCGAGCCAGCCUCGGCGGAAGGCUGUCAAGUAUGUUGUUGUUGGCGGUGCGCUCGCGGUCGCCGCAGUGGCUUUCUCCGACCAGGGCAAGCAUGCAUACCGUGCGGCGGAGAGAAGCGGACGUGUGGUCGGCACAUUGGCUGUCUGUAUCAACGACUACCGCAUCACCCUCAAGCAAGAAGCCUCGACCCCCGAAGAACACGAAGGACUCAUUCGCGCAUGCCACAAGCGCUGCGCCGAGCGCACCUUGCGCGUGCUGGAGCAGAACGGGUCGAUCUUCAUCAAGCUAGGCCAGCAUCUCAGUAGCAUGGGUUACUUGCUGCCACUCGAAUGGACCACGACUUUCAUCCCGCUGCAGGACAAAUGCCCCGUCUCGUCGAUCGAGUCCAUCAGCGAGAUGUUCCUCGCCGAUACCGGGAAAACCAUCAACGAGCUCUUUACGUCCUUCGAACCCGAGCCCACCGGCGCGGCCUCGCUCGCGCAGGUGCACAUCGCCACGCUCAGGGAAACCGGGCAGAAGGUCGCGGUCAAGGUCCAACACCCGGCGCUGGCGGAGUGGGUGCCGCUAGAUCUGGCGCUUACCCGGUUCACUUUUUCUAUGCUGAAGCGCUUCUUUCCGGAAUAUGACUUGGAAUGGUUGUCGCGCGAGAUGGAUCUGUCGCUGCCGCAGGAACUGGAUUUCCGUAUGGAGGGCGAGAAUGCCACUCGCGCCAGCGAGUAUUUCAAGGCGCAUUCGAAUGUGCCGCUGGUAAUUCCCAAAGUGAUGUGGUCCCAAAAGCGCAUCCUCGUCAUGGAGUUCAUCGCCGGCCGCCGCCCAGACGACCUGGAAUACCUGGACGCCAACCACAUCGACCGAGAUGAAGUGUCAGCGGCGCUGGCUCACAUCUUCAACGAGAUGAUCUUCGGCGAUAACGCGCCGCUCCACUGCGACCCGCACGGCGGCAACAUCGCCAUCCGCCCGAACCCCAGCCGUCGCAACCCGAAUUUCGACAUCAUCCUCUACGACCAUGGCCUGUACCGGAACAUCCCACGCGACCUCCGCCGUAACUAUGCCAAGCUGUGGUUGGCCGUCAUCGAUGCUGAUGUGCCUCGCAUGCGCGAGUACGCGCGCAAGGUUGCCGGCAUCACGGACGAGCAGUUCCCGCUCUUCGCUAGCGCCAUCACCGGCCGCGACUACAGCGUACUCACGAAGAAGAACGUGGUGUCUUCGCGGACCGCAGAGGAGAAAGAGGAUAUCUCCGGUGCAUUGGGUGAGGGCAUGCUGCAGCAGCUAGUGGAGAUGCUAGGCCAGGUUCCGCGCAUUAUUCUGCUUAUUCUCAAGACCAAUGACCUGACCCGCAGCCUCGACGAAAACCUGCAUACCCGUCAAGGACCCAUGCGCACAUUCCUGAUUCUGGCGCGGUACGCCACGCGCACCGUGUUCGAAGAGAACAUGGAAUUCAUCCGCGAGUCCGGCGGCAUCCUGCACUUCUGCAACUUCUUCCGAUUCCUGCGCGCCUGGGCUGGGUUCCUUCGGAUCGAGGUGAAGCUGUCUAUCUAUGAGACACUGCUAUCGCUGAAGAGCCGUCUCGGGUUGCUCAAUGCCUAA